UUUCGUCUCUUUUAAAGCCCUUUUGGGGCCACCUUUUCCAUUGUACUCGACACAGUGUGCCGCUUUUUUCGCUCGCCAGAAGGAAGUAAAGGGAAGGACUGCAGCCCAAUAAUCCAACUUGACACAGCUAAUUAGCUGCCAGCCCGCUUUGUUUGGAGUACAAUUUUUAUUAUAUUUAUUUCAUUUUGUAGCCAAACAAACUUUCCAUGUGCUGGCCACCAUCCAAAGUAUAGGAGAGAAGGUCGUCUACCUCAUCUUCUUCCACCUCACUUUCGUCAUGUUUGUAUGGUCUUACUGGAAGACCAUCUUCACCAAGCCCGCCAACCCUUCCAAUGAGUUCUGCUUACCCAAGAAUGAGAAGGAACGCUAUGAGAAGGAGGAGCGGCCAGAAUCCCAGCAAGAGAUUUUGUGGCGAGCCGCCACUAGUCUGCCACUUUACACCCGCACUGGAGCAGGAGCGAUCCGUUACUGUGACCGCUGCCAGGUUAUCAAGCCGGACCGUUGUCAUCACUGCUCCGCAUGCGACAUGUGCGUGCUGAAGAUGGACCACCAUUGUCCCUGGGUGAACAACUGCGUGGGAUUCUCCAACUACAAGUUCUUCAUCCUCUUCCUGGCCUACUCGCUGCUCUACUGCUUGUUCAUCGCAUCCACCGUCUUGCAGUAUUUCAUCAAGUUCUGGACCCUUUGCCGGAGGAAAGCGGCUGAGAACUGCCCGAAGAACGAGCUCCUAGACACCCAAAACACGGCCAAAUUCCAUGUCUUGUUUCUCUUCUUUGUGGCGGCCAUGUUCUGCAUCAGUAUUCUCUCCCUCUUCAGCUACCACCUGUGGCUCGUCGGGAAGAACAGGUCCACCAUCGAGGCAUUCAGAGCGCCCGUCUUCAGGACGGGCUCAGACAAGAAUGGCUUCUCUCUGGGCUUCCGAAAGAAUAUCGCUCAGGUGUUUGGAGACCAGAAGAAGUUCUGGCUGCUGCCCGUCUUCACCAGUCAGGGAGAUGGUCUGACGUUCCCCACGCGGCUCGUCAACGCCGACGUGGAGCAGCCGACCGUCACCUUAAACCCGGAGUCGAAUAAAAGCACCGUCGAAGUGACGGUGAGCCCGCUCAGCGAGUCGCAGAACCGCCUCCUGUGCAACGAGCAGCACGCCAACAACCUGGGAGACCACGUGGCGAACAGUGCCCUCAAGUCACCCGCAAGUGACGGCAACAUCGUCUCCAUGGAGAGCGAAUCGUAACAAGGAGCGACUCCUCAAUCAUCCGGUCUGAUGCCUUAAGCUGUGCGAUACUUUUGUCUCAUCACCAUGACGACAGCCCCUCAGCGCAACCUCAGAGUAACUAUGGAAAUGCAUUCCUUUCACCAGUUGGCGCCGUUGGUGUUUCUCCCUGCAUGCAGAUGCCCCCACUGGGGCGUGUAACACCUUUGUGCCCCCCACCCACCCCACUCCAAAGCCUCUCUCUUUCUCUCACACACACUUCAUAGGACACAUAUCUAUAUUGUUGGAUUAUGGAACUCUUGCAGAUGAUGCAGACAGGAAGUGUUUUUGGUGUUUUUAUUAGUAUUUUUUUGGGGUGCCAAAAGCGACCUGGAUCGGAAUUGUGAAUGCAGUGAAACGUGGGAGAAAAGCACUUUUUUUUUUUUUUUUUUUCGUUUUCCGAACUCUUUUUGUAAAAUUCCCCAUCUGAAGGAACGCCGAAGUGGGAAUACUGGAGUUUUUGGAUGUCGGGAGCACAAGAGUUCAUCAACGUCCAUCAGAUAGCGUGCUGCUUUUUAGCGGGUCGGAAAGCAACACUUAGCUGAUGGCUUGUUGAUGUGUGUGCGUGUGUGUGUGUGUGUGUGUGUGCCGCUACGUAGCCUUUACAUCUCGUUUCUAACGCCGCCACCCCGCUUUAAGUGGAAUUGAUUUCUAUGUUUCGUUCAGGCCCUGCUCAGCAAAUGAACACUUUAUUGCCAAAAUAAGGGCUGAGACUUCUGAACCUCAAAUGUUUACAGCAUCUUAGCUUUACCUCUUUGGGCCAAACGGCAUUAAAAGUCACAUUUUUCUUUUUCAAAGUGGACCUUCUUGCCUGUCAGGUUAGUGUCGGUGUGCCGGUACCGAUUCUGACCAGCAGGUGGCGACAGCUUUAUUUAGCCAGCAGUUCUUCAGUAUCAAGUCCACAAAGAUGUCCUAUUAUUUAUUCCGUGGUGGAAAAAUGGAAUCAUUUCCGCUGUGUCAGCUCAAUGUUGUCGUUAUCAUCAUUUUGCGAUGUCAUCGUUUUUAUACGAGGCCCUUCCGUGAAUCUAUUCUCAUCUUGUACUCCAUGUGUUCCUCCCAUUUGGACCUAGCACCCCCAUUUAAAAAAAAAAAAAAAAAAAAAAAGGGCACGUGCGUAUGUAUUUUUGCAAUGCGUCCAAUUGUGUUGUUUUGUAAUAUUAUCGUCUUGCACAGCGACAUUUAUUUUUUUUUUUUUACCUAAGUGUGUACGGCGGGCCAGAAUAAAGCUCCAAAAAAAAAAAAAAAAGCAUGGCGUCAAAGUGUAAAACGGGCACAAAGACGUAGAAGUGGAAGCAUGGCGGUGCGUCAUGUUCGAGCGCAGCUUUACUCUGGUGUAUCCCAACUUGAUAAUAAACCAAGCCAUAAAAGCACAAAUCGCCAUGUCCGUUUGUCCGCGUCUUCCAGUGCUGCGUUCUCAGGGUUUUAUCCCAUUAUAGCCCCCCCCUUGAAAAAAAUGCCUUCUUGGCACUCACUUCCAUCUCUCUCAAGCACAGUGGAGCUUCCAAACACUAUUAACCGUGCAGGCUAUGGACGUUCUUAGCUGUUAUAAAGGUACAAAUAAUACAGUACUCCCUCCUUUAUCACAGUUAAUUGCUUCCAUAUCUGACCAUGAUAAGUGAAUUUCAUCACAUAGGAUAUCUUAUUUUUGUAUGAAAACCUGUUUAUGACAUUCUAAAUAUAGCUUUUAACAUUGCUGGAGCCCUUUAGACAGGGACUAAAAUAAACUCAACUAAUAUUCAUUCAUUUUCUACCGCUUUCCCUCAUGAGGGUCGCUGGAGCCUAUCCCAGCCGUCUUGGGGCGAGAGGCGGGGCACACCCUGGACUGGUCGCCAGCCAAUCACAGGGCACAUAUAGACAAACAACCUAUCCCACCCACAUUCAUACCUAUGGACAAUUCAUAAUAUUCAAAUACAUAUGGACAGUCGCUAAUUAACUUAGCAUGUUUUGCAAUGAUUUGGAGUGCAUGAGAAAGUGGAACACACCAGAUUUCUCAAGUAUAUUGUGACAAUGUAACUUAGGGCGAGAGGCGGGGUACACCCUGGACUGGUCGCCAACCAAUCACAGGACACAUAUAGACAAACAACCAUUCACACUCACAUUCAUACCUAUGGACAAUUUGGAGUCGCUAAUUAACCUACCAUGUUUUUUUGGAAUGUGGGAGGAAACCGGAGUACCCGGAGAAAACCCACGCAUGCAAACUCCACACAGAGAUGGCAGAGGGUGGAAUUGAACCCUGGUCUCCUAGCUGUGAGAUCUGCGCGCUCUAAACUAAUAUAAUAAACUAAAAUAAAGUCAAAGGACUUGCUGUUUUAAAGCAUUUGUAGUUAAACAGGCAGCAAGUUAAAAUGAUUUGGAGUGCAUGAGAAAGUGGAACAGACCACAUUACUCAACAUAGCCAGUGUUCCAAACGACAUGAAGAGGUUGCCUACAGCCACGGCUGUCAUUUACUGUAGGAGACUGCGAUUAAUUGAGACUUUAAUCUGCGGAUUGAAUUCCUAGUUGGACCCCACAGAUAUCCCGACGCGUUCAGGGGUUGCAGUAAAUUCCAUUUCUGGUUCUAGGGUUGUCAUCACACAUUUCCUCUUUGCCGGUACUGAAGCCAGUAUGCGGUGGCGACAUCUCAGGUGAUGUGUACUGGGAUGACCCCCCAGCCCCCAAACAGGAAGUGACAGUGGAAAAAACUUCCCUUAUUUUAGUCAUGAGCUCACUAUUUUUCCGCUUUGCAUGCAAGGAUGCAAACUCAGCACAGACGUGAUCCCGUUUUACUGUUGCCAAAUAAGACCUGUUCACUAUACAUCAUGACUUGGUGGAGUAGACUUGAACCUUCAGUAUCUGUUUGGCACCCGGGGUCCUUGACUCCUUCCAAAUAUAAACAUCGAACGUCCUUACGCUUCCUUUUAAAUGCUUUUUCAACGUAUUCCACAGCAAGAGGCUAAUGGCUAAUGAGUUUAUUUGCUCCGGGUGCAAUGACCUCCGUGUCACUUUUUCUCGUUUACAGCGGCGACCGUGACUGCUUUCAAAGAAAACACGUCACAAGGCCAAAGCUUAGCCUGUACCCGCGUUUAUCCAGUCACUUUUGGCAUGAAAUCUCAUGUACCUGUGAUACUUUAAAUACAUACGGUAGUACAAUGUAAGCAAUG
Molecule: messenger RNA, 4389 nt
Organism: Doryrhamphus excisus (bluestripe pipefish)
Lineage: Eukaryota; Metazoa; Chordata; Actinopteri; Syngnathiformes; Syngnathidae
Source: RefSeq, a predicted model, not a curated record